Messenger RNA from Macadamia integrifolia, 554 nucleotides. RefSeq lists its product as uncharacterized. NCBI's taxonomy places the organism in Eukaryota, Viridiplantae, Streptophyta, Magnoliopsida, Proteales, Proteaceae. The record is from RefSeq and is a predicted model, not a curated record. Bases 10 to 459 code for a protein of 149 amino acids. The transcript is spliced from 3 exons.
UUUGAAAUCAUGGAACAAAAAAAUAACAAAAUUGAUUUAGGCGUCCAAGUCAACAAGCUCAAAAUGAAGAAAAAGGGUUCCAAGAAACACUAUCAAGCGGCCCUUAUCCAUGCCUGUAAUCAAUAUGCCGAGGGGGAGAGUUCACCAGAAAUGCUGAAAGGUGAAGUUGAUUUUCCCAUUGAUGAUGAUGGCCCAAGCAAUGACCAAGAACAACAGGGAUUGGAUGACAUUGGUGAGUCAAAAGAACUAUUCUUUGAUGGAGGGGAAGAUCAAGUGGAUGACAUUCACAGGAAUGAUGGCCCAAGCAAUGAGCAUGAAGAAAAAAACGUGGAUAUAUCUGAUAAAGAGUUGACGGAAUUGAAUGAGAAAGAAAAGCCACCGUUGAAUGAAGAGGUUGAAAAGAUCUCUAAAAUCCGCAACUUUGAUCUUAAUGAAUUUCCCAAAGAUGAUGACGAGUAAAAAUUAGACACUUUUAAUAACUCAUAAAAUAAUAAUUAUGCGACUUUCACUUCAUGAGAAUUUAAAUUUUCUUCAGUCUUUCAUGAUUUAUGCUA